Phytophthora nicotianae INRA-310 is the source of this 162-nucleotide messenger RNA. RefSeq lists its product as hypothetical. Bases 1 to 162 code for a protein of 53 amino acids. The record is from RefSeq and is a predicted model, not a curated record. NCBI's taxonomy places the organism in Eukaryota, Oomycota, Peronosporomycetes, Peronosporales, Peronosporaceae. The transcript has a single exon.
AUGUCAGUGCUGAACGCUUGCCACUUUAUUUUCAGCGUCGAAGUGCAGAGACUCUGGUGCGUGGAUCAGCAGGAACUCUUCUUGUCGUCUCACACGUUUAACGGUGUGCGCGGGAGCGACAAGUGCGUCAAGGUGCAGGGUUCUCACCUCCGAAGCGGAUAA